UUCGUACGUCAAAUAUCGAAAAGUGCCAAAAAGUUAUUAAAUGAGUAAUUAUAAGCACAACUGCUCCCUCUCUGGACCUCCAAAAAUUAAUCAGUCGUAUUUCGGCGAAACUGAGACGUUGUGGAUGAAAUUAACUCGGGUGUCUCCACACAACUAUCACAGCAAAUCGUAUUUUCGCACCAAUGCAGCCAUUGAAUUGGAAAGACAAAGGCACCUUGCGUCUAACCUUCCAUGCGUAAUUCACCCCUUUAGUAUAUUUAGGAUAGUUUGGAAAUGCUGGAUGCUUUUUGUGCUCUUUUUUGGAUUGAUUCUAAUCCCACUUGACAUAGCCUUCUAUCCGGUAGUGAAUGCACCCGGUUUCACUUUCGUAGAAGUAAUAAUUGAUCUCAUUUGCAUAAUUGACAUCGUAAUCACUUUCUUUACCGGGUAUCCUGAUGUCCCAACAAAGACAGUGAUUCUGGAACCUAUCAUGAUUGCAAAGAGAUAUAUCCGAAGUUCACACUUUUACGUAAAUGUACUGUCUUCUUUACCAGCUGGAUUGAUAUGCAUUGGACACCAUUCAAAGCACGUAGUUGUUGAUUGCAUGUAUCUGCUCAAAAUUUUUAGGUUGUACGAUUUCUGCACCUUCAUGUAUCGUACUAUUAGUAUUUAUCAAAAAAAUGUACUAUGCGGUUUGAUUGUCCUAGUCGCAAUAGUAAUAGGGAUUGUUCUACAUUGGAUCACAUGCAUGUUGUAUGCAUUACCACGUAUGAUAAAAAUCUUGUCCGUGGGUGAUCAUAGCGACUAUUGGAUGGACAUGGAAGGGUCUAAGUUGACCGACACAGAUUCACUAGUUGCGAUCUAUAUUCAAUGCUUUUUUAGAGCGUCUUGUUUCUUUUUUAACGUUGAUCAUGGCGGCAAACUUCCAAAAACCUAUAUCGAUUUGGUACUAAGCAUAUCGACAUCCAUAAUCGGCUAUGUUUUAAUGGCGAUAUUGCUAAUUCUAAUACUACAAUACGUGUGUUCAGGUGGAUCGGCCGAAUCGAAAUACCAAGAGAUAGUCAGUCAGGUGCAGGAAUACAUGAGAUACAAGCAACUGCCCUGCGACAUUCAAAACAGAAUAAUGACGUGCUACGAGUAUCGUUUUCGGAAGAAAUACUUUCGAGAAGAGGUUAUAAAAGCUACGAUGUCCGAUCGUUUACGACGUGAAAUUAACGUAUACAAUUAUAGAAGGCUAAUUGACACGGUUUCUCUUUUUAAGGGCGUGCCAGAUCAGGUUGUUGUUGAUAUCGUUAACUGCUUAAGGCACGACAUAUUUUUACCGAAUGACAUCAUUAUGAAAGCCAACACCAUUGGUGAUUGUAUGUAUUUUCUAUCAAGUGGUACUGUCUGUGUCAUUACUCCAACUGGUCGGGAGGUGUGCCAUCUCUAUGACGGCGCUUUCUUUGGAGAGAUAGCUCUACUGCAAAAAGAUCAGAAACGAAUUGCGACUGUCUACGCACUGGAAAUAUGCGAAGUGUAUCGUUUGGAAAGAAAGUACUUUCAACAUUGUUUCGCUUCUAAUAUGGAAUUGUGUCGGAAAUUGCAAAGGGUUGCCGAUGAACGUCGCGAACAAACAGCCCUGAUCGAAGAUCUUCAAAACCAGUAUCUAACUUAGAUACUGCGGUGUUAG
Photinus pyralis (common eastern firefly) is the source of this 1651-nucleotide messenger RNA. RefSeq names its product potassium/sodium hyperpolarization-activated cyclic nucleotide-gated channel 1-like. Bases 41 to 1636 code for a protein of 531 amino acids. Lineage: Eukaryota; Metazoa; Arthropoda; Insecta; Coleoptera; Lampyridae. The transcript has 8 exons. The record is from RefSeq and is a predicted model, not a curated record.